This is a messenger RNA of Eurytemora carolleeae, 2484 nucleotides long. RefSeq lists its product as uncharacterized. The record is from RefSeq and is a predicted model, not a curated record. Gene Ontology annotation, biological process: sensory perception of taste. The coding region runs from base 294 to 1298 and encodes 334 amino acids. Lineage: Eukaryota; Metazoa; Arthropoda; Copepoda; Calanoida; Temoridae. The transcript has 4 exons. Gene Ontology annotation, cellular component: membrane.
UUGAGACAGUAAAAUGUAAAAUUAUGAUUGAAAUUUUUUUUUGCAAUAUUUUUUAAGUAAAAACUCAGCAACCCCCAGUGGGUUGUUGGCUAAAUUCCAAUAUUGAUCACACUUAAUAUGCAUACAGGUAAAAAAAUAUUUAAACAUGUUUUACCCAUUAUCUCUUGUUUUGGCCUCUAAAUAUUUGCAUUUGGAUCAAUACGAGGCACUGUUCGCCAUUAGUUUUCGGUUGAAGAACAACUUUCUUUAGUAAAGUUAUCAGAUAAAUAACUAGUUCUAGAAAAAGCUCUACUAUGACAAUACUACAAUUUCUAAUAAGAACAGGAAUCAUACCAGUAUCUGAAGAGGAUAAUGGAGAUUGGAAGUUUAAAUUUCUAUCUUAUAAAACUGUAGUGGCCUACAUUCUAUGGUUUAUCAUUCCUGCAGCAAUACCUGUUAAAAACCUAAUUGCUGACUUCAUUUUAAACAUGGCUUUAUUUCAACAAAAUUCAACAGUUGUACAAAUGACAUCGCUAGUUUUCUUAGUUAUGAGAAUUAUAAUACCCUUUGCCUCACCAAUUCUAGUAUCUAACAUUGUUGAGAAGGCAAAACUUGACCCAUCUGCUAAAUCAAUCACAAAAAUGCCAUGGAUUAUUGCAUUUGUCUUAACCAACUUUGCUACCAUUGCCAUUAGUGUUUACCACAUGAUCAACCAAAAUUUUAACUAUGUAUGGAUAUCUCAAACAGCAAUUAAUAUUUCUUUCACUUGCAAUUCCACCAUAAUCAUGCUUAUUGUCAACCUUGUUUGCAAUGAUCUCAUAGAAUAUGUGAGCACAUUGGAAAACAUUCAAGAAGUAGACAUUCUAAUUGAAAAGUCUUUUACAGCUGUAAAGAAGCUGCAAAGGGUUCAAAAGGGGUUUAGUCCUUUUUUAUUCUUCUUACUACCUUACAUGUUCACUUUUUGCAUAUUCUAUACAUAUUUUAUUUGUACUGGACUUCUUAAAAAUCCUGAACAUGUGGAAGGUUUAAUACCACUAAUGCCAUUCACACUGAGCUGUCUUCUUUUUUUGUGUUACAUAUUCAGCUUCUGUGAUGAAAGUUGUUUAGCUCUGUCGUCAAUUAGUGACAAGCUGAGGGUUUUCAUCCUUGAAAAUGAUCAAACUAAAGAAAUGGAGCACCAAAAACUUGGAUUAGUUAUUGAUAUGAUUGAAAGUCAAAAGGCAUUUGAUGCCAUGGGUUUCUUCUACGUGGACAAGACAACAUUCAUGGCAAUGAUAAGCAAUUUAACCGCCUACCUAGUAAUUCUCAUGCAAUUCUGAGUGUUCUGAAAUAUAACAGUGAACCUGGUGGUACAGAGGUUUAAUUUACUGGAGCUAAUAACUGAUGAAGUAACAGAAAAAAUUAAAUCUGUUUAUUGCAAAGUGUGUUUCACUAUUCUGAAAGAUCAUAUUGAUCAAAUUUUUUUCUUAUUACUAUGUGCUAUUAAUGUUCUUUUCUUCUUAACUCAUAUCAUGAUAUAAUUUUCUUAGUAAUGUUUUAGAACAAUGAGUUCUAGAUGAACAUCAGUAAUCAUCCCAUUAGUUUUAUUACGACUGAAACUUUCUCAGUGAAAAUGUCAAAUCCUUAUUGCACAUGCAACAAAUUAUACAGGUGCAAAUAAACAGCAUUAUUCAUUAAAGAAAAAAACUAAUUGGAUAAUCAACGAAUUAAAAAAACAUCAUGUUUUAAAAAAAAUGUCACAUGACUAUAGAAAGAUGUGUCUCGAACCACUUAACAUUGUUCCUUUGUACAAUUUUCAAUAUUUAAAAAGUCGUCCUAUUUUUUUUAAUCCUUUUUAUAAUUUUAAUAUUUUUUUUGACAUCAUUCAUUUUGAAAAAGUUUUUUUGAUAACCUUUUUUUGUGCAUUUGUGCAAAACACUAACCAAUUAUGAAAAUUGUUUAACAUUUGUAAGGUGCCACACAAAUUUGAGCCUGAUCAGUUUGGCAAUUUUGGACCUUUUCUUGUUGGAUUAAUAUGUGAUAUAAACAAAUAAUUUGAAAUAUUUUUUAAAUAACAGGAUUUUUGGACUUAAUUGAAAUUCAUAGUUUCAGGCUCUGUAAAAUUCUUAGAAAUAUCGAUUUAACUCAACUCCUAAGAUUAUCUUAAUAAGGUGAACAGCCUCUAAAGGCUGGGAAUUUUAAUUCCAAACCUCAAAAAGUGAAGCACAAAAUUUGUGUAUAAUCUUUUUGUUUUUAGCUCUAGAUGUCAUAAAUAAAGAGUUUUAUAAUAUGUGUACACUGUUUUAGUAAAAAAUCCGUUUACCACUUCUCAAAAAUCAGCUACAGAUUAAAAUUCAUUAAUUGUCUUUAUUGUUCAGAAAAGCAUAUAAGAUUGACAAUCGAACAAUCGGAGUGCUUAAUAUUUGAACUCAAUAACUCACUAGAUAAUAACUUUCCACACUUCAGAUUUUAUUACAAAAAAGGCCUUAAAAUAUCUGAAGUUUGAAAGUAUGUCUUGUUAUAAUA